AUGCAGGCCCUCAUUAGGGCUCAGGUGGAGCAGAUCAACAAAUUGGAGGAAAUGCUGCAGCAGGUUCUGACCCAACAGCGCUCCGCUCAGUCCAACAUGCAGGAACUUAGCGAUAACUGCCACAAUCCUCUGGUGUCAGCGCUGCCUCCCUUGUCCUUCCAGAGCUCGUCUCAGUCCUCGGGCAGCCAUGCUGCUUUCUCCGCCAAGCUGAACAGGAGGGAGGGAGCAGGAGGCUGGUCCCCCAUGAUGAUGGACCACAACCCCUGGCUGCAGGUGGACCUGCGGGAGCUGAUGGAGGUGAUGGCUGUGGCCACACAGGGCCGCUACGACAGCUGGGACUGGGUCAGCAGUUACCUGUUGCUCUACAGCGACACGGGGCACAUCUGGAAACAGUACAGCCAAGAGGACGGGCUGGAGAGGUUUGUCGGGAAUGUCAACUCAGAGUCCGUCGUCCAGAACAAGCUGUUCCACCCGCUGAAGACUCGUUUCCUACGCUUCGUCCCUCUGGACUGGAACCCCAGCGGUUACAUCGGCCUGAGGGUGGAGGUGUUCGGAUGCUCCUACAAGUCCUAUGUGGCUGAUUUUGAUGGCAGGAGCUCGCUGCUGUACCGGUUCAACCAGAAGUCCAUGUCAACUGUGAAGGAUGUGAUUUCUCUGCGCUUCAAGAGUCACCAAGCUGAGGGUGUGUUACUGCAUGGAGAGGGCCAGAGGGGGGAUUACAUGACCCUUGAGCUGCACCGAGGACGUCUGGACCUCUACCUGAAUCUGGAUGACAGUCGGCCGAGGGUCAGCAGCCGCCGGGUUCCCAUCACCGUGGGCAGCCUGCUGGAUGACCAACACUGGCACUCCGUCCACGUGGAGCGUUUCAACAGACAGGUUAACGUGAGCGUGGACGCUCACACCCAGCACUUCCAGACCAAAGGAGAGGGAUGUUCUCUGGACGUGGACUAUGAGCUGAGUUUUGGAGGCAUCCCGCUCCCUGGUAAGCCCGGCACCUUCCUGAGGAAGAACUUCCUGGGCUGCAUGGAGAACCUAUACUACAACGGGAUCAACAUCAUAGACCUGGCAAAGAGACACAAACCACAGAUACACAGCGUGGGGAAUGUGACCUUCUCGUGUUCUCUGCCCCAGCUGGUGGCCUGCACCUUCCUGAGCUCCAGCAGCAGCAUCCUGUCACUCCCACCUGCUGUUUCCCCCAUCGGGGAGUUCUCGGUUCGGUUCCAGUUCAGGACCUGGAACCCUGAGGGGCUCCUGAUGUUGCUGCAGCUCGACCCAAAUCCACAGAAGCUGGAGCUGCAGAUCAGCAACAGCUGGCUCCACCUGAGCCUUCACGGCGCCGGGCGACAGAAAUCAGAGCUUUCUGCAGUCCUCUUCGCCGCCUGCCGCGGCCUCCAAGUCCUCUUUGUCGCCUGCCACGUCAUCCAAGUCCUCUUCGCCGCCUGCCGCGGCCUCCAAGUCCUCUUCGCCGCCUGCCGUGGUCUCUCUGGUCCUAUGUGUCUGCCCAACCUGUGUGAACACGGCGCUCGUUGCUCGCAGACCUGGACCACCUUCUCCUGUGACUGCUCAGGAACCGGAUACUCCGGAGCCACGUGUCACAACUGUCACGUCCAGCUCAGCGGAGCCGCCUGUCACUUGGAGCUGCCUUCCAUCUGUGAGACUGCAGUAACCCAUUCCCCAUCUCUUCUGCUUCUUGCAGCCAUCUUUGAGGCGUCCUGUGAGGCCUACAGACUGAGUGGUGGCUCCUCGGGCUUCUACUUCAUCGAUCCAGAUGGGAGCAGUCCCCUGGGGCCCCUGCAGGUGUUUUGCAACAUGACAGAAAAGAAAGUUUGGACAGUUCUGUCCCACAACAACACGGCUCUGGUCCGAGUCCAGAACUCAUCUCUGCAGAAACCUCACGUCACAACGUUCAGCUACAAUGCAUCAGCCGAACAACUUCGAGCCGUCGUAUCUGGGUCAGACCAGUGCCAGCAGGAAGUAGUUUAUACCUGCAGGAAGUCCCGCCUCUUUAACACAAAGGAUGGCAGUCCGCUGUCCUGGUGGCUGGAUCGGGAAGGAGAGCGCAGGAGCUACUGGGGGGGCUUCCUGCCUGGAGUCCAGCAGUGCUCCUGCAGCCUGGAGGAGAACUGCAUGGACAUGAACUACUUCUGCAACUGCGAUGCUGACAGAGACGCAUGGACCAACGAUACGGGACUCCUCUCCUACAAAGAUCACCUCCCAGUGAGCCAGCUGGUGGUCGGAGACACCGACAGGAUGGGCUCGGAGGCGCUCCACCACAUCGGUCCUCUGCGUUGUUAUGGAGACAGGUCCCUGUGGAACGCCGCCUCCUUCUACCAGGAGUCCUCCUACCUGUACUUUCCCAGCCUGCAGGUGGAGCUGACCUCUGACAUCUCCUUCUACUUCAAGACCGGGUCUCCCUCAGGAGUCUUCUUGGAGAACCAGGGCCUGAAGGACUUCAUCAGACUGGAGCUGAGCUCCCCUCUGGUGGUGACCUUCUCCUAUGAUGUGGGCAACGGUCCGGCGGUCCUGUCCGUGAAGUCCCACCUCCCGUUGAAUGACAGGCAGUGGCACUACGUGAGGGCAGAGCGAAACGUGAAGGAGGCCUCUCUGCAGGUCGAUCAGCUGCCGCUACGCUUUCUGGAGGCUCCGGCUGAUGGACACCUUCGCCUCCAUCUCAGCAGCCAGCUGUUUGUAGGGGGAGCAGCGUCCCAGCAGAGAGGCUUCCUGGGCUGCAUCAGAUCCCUGACGGUCAACGGAGUGAACUUUGACCUGGAAGAAAGAGCCAAGAUGACACCUGGCGUGAGCUCUGGCUGUCCCGGCUACUGCAGCGGCUCCAACAGCCUCUGCCACAACCGAGGGCGCUGCAUCGAGAAGAGCAACGGCUACAUCUGCGACUGCUCGCAGUCCGCCUACGGGGGGGCCAUCUGCAACCAAGAGGUGUCGGUGUCCUUCGACAGAGAGUCCUCUGUGACUUACACCUUCCAGGAGCCCUUCUCGGUCAUGCAGAACAGGAGCUCUCACGCCGCCAGCAUUUCCACAGACAGCAGGGCGAGAGAGGACAUGGCCUUCAGCUUCGUCACCAGCCAGAAGCCAGCCAUGCUGAUGACCAUCAGCACCUUCAGUCAGCAGUACAUCGCCGUUAUCCUCACCAGGAACGGAAGUCUUCAGAUCUGGUAUCACCUUCAGACGGACAGGAGUCCGGACAUGUUCAGUCCGGUCCUGAGUGACCUGGCAGACGGACGUCUUCAUCGGAUCAGAAUCCACAGAGUUGGCAAAAACGUUUAUGUUCAGGUGAGCAGUCCGCAGCCAGAAACUGAAGAAAUCUACAAAAGUUAA
This is a messenger RNA of Nematolebias whitei (Rio pearlfish), 3333 nucleotides long. RefSeq names its product contactin-associated protein-like 5. The transcript has 20 exons. Lineage: Eukaryota; Metazoa; Chordata; Actinopteri; Cyprinodontiformes; Rivulidae. The coding region runs from base 1 to 3333 and encodes 1110 amino acids. The record is from RefSeq and is a predicted model, not a curated record.